CUCUCGCUGUACUCUCGUUCUCAUCGCCCAUCGCCCAUCGCCCAUCAUGACUGAACCCAUCACCUACUUCAGGGCUGAUUCCCCUACGGCCUUCACCAAGAUGCCUUUCUCGUGGCCCUCCCUCCCCAAUCCCAUCCCUCGCCGCUACCGACGUCGUCUCCGCUCCAAGUUUCGCUCCUCCCAGUCGCCCGCCUCGUCCAUCACUGACAUCGAGACCUCUUUCAACCCCGCCGACACCAUCCGCGCCCUCCGCACACACCGGUGGUCCGUCUACGAUGCCCAGUACCUCUUCCUGAUCAUGAUCGGCAUCUUCUCGCUCUCCAUCAGCCAGGCUCCCGGGCCCUUGAUGAAGACCGGCGCCGCCUCCUUGAUGAUGCUCGCGCUGCUCAUGCCCGUGACGAGGCAGUUCUUCCUGCCCUUCCUGCCCAUCCUGACUUGGCUGGUCUUCUUCUUCAAUGCUCGCUUCAUCCCUGCCGAGUACAGGCCUCACAUCUGGGUCAAGGUCCUCCCGGCCCUCGAGAACAUCUUUUACGGAGCCAACCUGAGCAAUAUCCUCUCCGCACACCAACACGUGGUGCUCGAUGUGUUGGCGUGGUUACCAUACGGGAUUCUGCAUUUCGGGGGCCCGGCCGUGUGGGCGGCCGUGAUGUUCCUCUUCGGGGCCCCGGGUACCGUCCCCGUGUUUGCGCGGACCUUUGGAUACCUGAACAUCAUCGGGGUCAUGAUCCAGCUGAUCUUCCCGUGCUCUCCUCCGUGGUACGAGAACAUGUACGGCCUCGCGCCAGCCAACUACUCCAUGCAGGGGUCUCCCGCGGGAUUGGCACGCAUUGAUAAACUUUUCGGCAUUGAUCUGUACACUACCAACUUUACCGCCUCCCCGUUAGUGUUUGGGGCCUUCCCAUCACUCCAUUCUGGGAAUGCCGUCUUGGAGGCCCUCUUCAUGAGCCAUUGCUUCCCCAAACUAAAGCCCUUCGUAAUUACCUACGCGAUGUGGAUGUGGUGGGCAACGAUGUACCUGUCUCACCACUACGCUGUUGAUCUCGUCGGGGGCGGACUCAUGGCCGCCAUUGCAUUUUACAUUGCAAAGACGAACUUCCUGCCCCGGGUGCAGAUGGACAAGGUGUUCCGUUGGGAUUACGACUAUGUUGAGAUUGGCGAUGCCCCCAGUGGCGGCUACGAAUAUGGACUCACGACCCUCGAUACCGAUUUCCGGAACGACAGCAGCGACGAGUGGACUGUUGGAUCUUCCUCCUCCAUCUCCUCGGGAUCACGAACCCCGGUCGAUGAAGCCCAGUCUUCGUGGGAAGGAGAGACUCUGGCAUCAUCCCAGGGAUCCGACACGGAACUCGCCGAGGUCGUUGUUCGGUGAUCCGAGGGAUUCCUUGGUCAACAUCCUGACAUGCAUCCACCUGGCUCGACGACCCCCGUCGAGAUCAAUCAUGAGUUUACGGCUUCAUCAUGUCACGGCGUUUAGCAUAUGAGCGAACUGCAUUUAAUUUGCUCCCCAAUCUGCGACCUCUGCUGCUCUGGAUGCUUCUCCUGUAUAUAUAAUCCGCCCACCCUCAUCCAGAUGCAGAGGAUCGCACCGGGAACCCUUUCCAUACAUUUUUAAUGACGCCUAAUCUGGGCCUGAUCAUCACACUCUCCGAUCUCCAGCGACGACCGGGGGAAAUGGACGAUCCAAGGCUCUUUUGAUUCUUAUCUUCGCUUCAACCUCUCCACGUC
Molecule: messenger RNA, 1725 nt
Organism: Amorphotheca resinae ATCC 22711
Lineage: Eukaryota; Fungi; Ascomycota; Leotiomycetes; Helotiales; Amorphothecaceae
Exons: 2
Coding region: 47-1369 (440 amino acids)
Biological process (GO): sphingolipid biosynthetic process; inositol phosphoceramide metabolic process
Cellular component (GO): inositol phosphoceramide synthase complex
Molecular function (GO): inositol phosphoceramide synthase activity
Source: RefSeq, a predicted model, not a curated record